Molecule: messenger RNA, 471 nt
Organism: Phytophthora sojae
Lineage: Eukaryota; Oomycota; Peronosporomycetes; Peronosporales; Peronosporaceae
Exons: 1
Source: RefSeq, a predicted model, not a curated record
AUGCCUCCAAGCUACACGUGGACUACGAUCUGUAGUGACAUGGCUCGCGAGGAUUCCCAGCUGCUGAUGGAGGACAUGAAGUUCUUCAUCAUCGUGAAAAGCCAACUGGUUCCCUGCGUUGUGUGCGCGCUGACAAGGCCAGAUAAGAUGCGCUACCAGCUGCUACGCUGCUCCUCGGAAACAUGCCGGGCUGCGACGCCGUAUGAACCAUGCCCAUGGAUGGGGAAGGUGUUGACCUGUCAAGAGCUCCAUCGGGUGACGAUCAUGGAAGUCGGUGCCCAUGAGACGCUCGUCAGAGACCCACAGAGGCCCAAGAUGACACCUCGACUGAAAGACUACAGCCGCCAAAUGGCGACGCAAGGGUUGAAGCCAGCUCGAAUCCGCAUGGGCAUCGCUCGGCGUUUUGGCUUGUCGGAGACCGACUUGCCGACCCUCAACCAAGUGCAAUGGUUCGCUGCCGCGUACACCAAG